Molecule: messenger RNA, 3830 nt
Organism: Microcebus murinus (gray mouse lemur)
Lineage: Eukaryota; Metazoa; Chordata; Mammalia; Primates; Cheirogaleidae
Gene: PHYHIPL
Product: phytanoyl-CoA 2-hydroxylase interacting protein like
Cellular component (GO): cytoplasm
Molecular function (GO): protein binding
Source: RefSeq, a predicted model, not a curated record
UUUUACAUCUCAGAUUUUUAGGUCUCAGUGGAUAUUCAGGUAUGUCCUAAGCCCUUUUCCAGGGGGACUUCCCUCUCUCAUAGAUACUAUAUUUCCAGAAGUAUAUACUGCUUAGUCAUUAUUGUUUCAGUGUGGAUCCCCACAAGAGAACCCACUUAUAUUCUUUUUAGGCUCUUCUUUUUCUUCAUUCCUACAGCUCAAUAGCUACUCAAGUUCUGAUGAUAAUAUAAUACUUUGAGAAUCAUUACUAUAUAAAACCAACCAUUUGAUGCUGUAGAGGGCAUGGUGAAAUAGUGAAUUUUGAUUCUUCUUCAUAAAGAUAGUGUUGGAAUCUUAGGAGACAUUUUAGAAGGAUUAGUACAAAGCGAAAAGAACAUUUGAGUUAUGUUAAGAUGUUUGGAAUCUAACAUUAAGAGACCUCUUAGAAACUUACAAUAAACAUUCAGCAAUUCUUCCUGUGUUCUGGUGAAAAGAGUUCUAGAAUGGGGAGAAGAACUGCUCAUUGAAAUAUGUAUUUCACUAGGGAGACUGGAACUUAAGUGAAAAUGAAUGAUUAGGAUUUUACUUCGAUUUUAGAGUGACCUCUGUGAGCUUUGUAUCUCACCCUUCAAAGGAGUGAUCACAUCCUGGGGAGGGCUAACUUUGAACUUCAAAGAUGAAAUAAAUCUACAAUCCAGGAAACAAGUCACAAGACAGUGGCAUAGCAGAGAUGGAAGAACUUCCUGUACCACAUAACAUCAAAAUAAGCAAUAUUACAUGUGACUCAUUCAAGAUUUCAUGGGAAAUGGAUUCAAAAUCAAAGGACCGUAUUACACACUAUUUCAUUGACCUCAACAAGAAAGAGAAUAAGAACUCCAAUAAAUUUAAACACAAGGAUGUACCAACAAAAUUGGUGGCAAAAGCUGUCCCUUUGCCUAUGACUGUCCGUGGACACUGGUUUUUGAGCCCAAGAACUGAAUAUACAGUAGCAGUGCAGACAGCCUCAAAACAAGUUGAUGGUGAUUAUGUUGUGUCCGAAUGGAGUGAAAUUAUAGAAUUCUGCACAGCAGACUAUUCAAAAGUUCAUCUAACACAACUGUUGGAGAAGGCUGAAGUGAUUGCAGGACGUAUGCUUAAAUUUUCUGUUUUUUAUCGUAACCAGCACAAAGAAUAUUUUGACUAUGUUCGAGAACACCAUGGGAAUGCUAUGCAGCCCUCUGUCAAGGAUAACAGUGGUAGCCAUGGCUCUCCUAUCAGUGGAAAAUUAGAAGGCAUCUUCUUCAGCUGCAGCACUGAAUUCAAUACUGGAAAGCCACCCCAGGAUUCACCUUAUGGAAGAUACAGGUUUGAGAUUGCAGCAGAAAAACUUUUUAACCCCAAUACUAACUUAUACUUUGGGGACUUCUACUGUAUGUACACUGCUUAUCAUUAUGUGAUUCUUGUUAUUGCCCCUGUGGGAUCACCAGGAGAUGAAUUUUGUAAGCAGCGCCUUCCUCAACUAAAUUCCAAGGAUAAUAAAUUUUUGACCUGUACAGAAGAAGAUGGGGUGCUGGUUUACCACCAUGCCCAGGAUGUAAUUUUAGAAGUCAUUUACACUGACCCUGUGGAUCUUUCUCUGGGCACCGUGGCAGAAAUCACUGGUCAUCAGCUCAUGAGUUUAUCUACUGCAAAUGCAAAGAAAGAUCCCAGCUGCAAAACCUGUAAUAUCAGUGUUGGACGUUAAUGCCCACUUUUCUUAACUCAGACCCUUUCCUUCCCUUAGGAGCAUUGAUCCUCUGUUGUCCAUUUUCAUUACCAGAUGUUUUUCACUGAAGCAUGCACAUGCCGCUAUCACCAAAAGCAAACUACCACUUUUCAAAUUUCAUUCAGAACCAUUUUAGUGUUUCCUAUUCCCUACCCUUUCCACUACUUUCGAUGAUGAAAUAGCCUAAGUUCUCCUUUUGACACUUUAUUGCCUAGAUGCUGCAAUGUUUUUAUUUUUCCUAUAUGCCAAACAUAACAAAACAGUUAUAUAGACCGCUUUAGCAAAAUACAAAAUAAUGGCUUAUAAAUGGUGUUUAAAUAUGCAUUCAUUUUAAUCUACUGAACAAAUAUUGGGAUAACUCCAAACCGCAUGAAAGGGUGUAAUUGCAGCAUGAGUUAAAUCUUGAAGCCUAGAAUUGUCAGCACUUCCAACUUGUUGUUUGACAGUGUUAUUUAUGUUAUUUAUAUUAGCUAACAGGAAACAACUACUGUGUUUCAACAUAAUAAAUAUAAUAGAAAAAUAUUUUAUUUGUAUUGUUGUAUAAAAUAUUUACAAUCAUAUAGAAUAUAUAGAGUUACAUUUUAAUAGCAAUUGUAUACAUGUCACGAAACCAUUUCCCUUAUCAAAGAUGUAAUUUGUAAACCUCAAAUAGUUGUGUAUCUGUCCUGUUACAAGUAGAUGACUUCAAUUAAACAAAUUUAUGAAGGACAUUAUUCUGAUUCAUAAAAAUUAUAAAAUGUCAGGUAAAUACAGAGAAAACAAGCCUCUGAAAUAGUCUGCUUCUGAUAUAGUCAGUAUUCUUCCCAUCCAAACUAUAUGAAAAUGUGAAUUUCAACUUUAUGCUUAAACAUUACAGAAAAUAGAAAUACAAACAUGGUUGGUACAUAAGAGAAAAUGUUGACCUUUUACUUGUUUUUACAAAAACCAAAAUAAAAAAUGUGUUUUAAUACAAAAUAAUAUAUACUAAAGUUGAUGAGGCAAAUAAAAUAUUCUGGCUUCUUUUCCAAGGUGUCAUGGCAAACAAUUUUUAAACCUUUCCUUUUGUAUAGAAUGAAGAAUAACCACAGCUCAUGAGAAAGUUUGACUUUACAAAGUAUAGACCUUGGAACAUUAAGAAAAAUGCAUAUUCCCAAUGGAAAAAUAGUUAUAUAAUCUUAUAGUAAACAAAAAGAUUAGCAAUAAUACUAUGGUCACAUUAGAUUAUAUACUGCAGACACAUCUAUCCAAAAUACCUAUUUUAAAAUUUUAAUAUUUUAUUUUAAUAUAAACAUCUGUCAAUUAUAGACAAAGAUAAUAAUUCACAAAGUACAUGCUAUCAGAAUGAACUUUGGUAACCAGAAAUGUAAAAUUUCAAAUAACAGAUAAAAUAAUGUAUUAUUUUUAUAUAGAAAUAAAAAAGUUAGUGACACAUUCUAGGAUAUUUUAGGGUACUAAAAGCCUAGCAGACUUAAGGGACAAGGUAGUAGAGGUUUUUAUCACUUAAGAAUCUAUAAGAAGUUUCAAAUAAGUUACUUUCUUACUAGCCGUAUUCCUUUCUGUAUAACAAGCAGAAUUUCUGUUCCUCCUCUGAUUUUUUUAAAUUAUGGUCUUUUCCAUACAUCAACAUAAACAAUCUUUGGAUUCUAAAACUUUCCCUAACAAGUGGCCCAGCUAUGUUAUUUGGACUUAAUAAAACAUUAGAUGCUUUUGAAAUAAUUAUAUUGACUGAGUUUUCUCCUUGGCAUGGAGGAGGCUGAAGCUUUUUUCCAAUUAUAUGACUACCUGUUAUAUUUUUCCCCCAUUAAAUCCCUUCUCAUUGUUUACAAUUACACUUGCUAUCCUUUCUUAAAAACAGCUAAUGCUACCACUAAAGUGCUUCCAUUUUCGGUAUGUCAAAACUACUUAGCAAGAAUGGCAAAGAAAGUAAAUUUGACUAUCUUGGGUAAAAGUGAUCAUAAACAUUUCCUGAACCUCAGAUAGUUUUGGCCACAUCUUGCUUGCUGAUAAGGACCUCUAAUAGUCUCAGUUUGGCUUUUAUGUGCUUGUAUUCAUAAUAUUCAUCUGCCAUUGGUAUCCUAUCUUCCUUUUGUGGACUUCUGCAAAACAGAAAAUACAGUCUGUUAGUUCA